AUGGCCCAGCAGCUACAGUCCAUCGAGAUGAAGCCUUCGGAUUCCUCGUCAGCGACUAUUGGAGGGAAAUCUCGCUCCAGGAGUACUUCGUUGACCAUAGAGGUCUCGCCGACGCAUGACAAAAAGUCUGCGCUGCGCAUCCUCUCAGAUUCAGCUACUCCGAAGGCUUGGGAGAACACCUGCGCUGAAUACACUAUGGCUUGGUCCAAUUGUUCUGCCGCCAACCUCGACAUGGUCAGCAGUGAUCUGGUGGAACUGGCCUCCAGCGAAGAAGUACACUUCAGACGUCUCCGCGAACCCGCCGAGUGGACGCGCACACCUCUGCUCAAAGCGCUAGCAAUGCCGGACACGCCUAUCUCGCCCAUCUCUGCGAUGCCGUCUCCGCUCUUGCUCGCCAAUGGUCGCGCGCUUCCUGCCUGCGCCGAUAGCACCAUCGUGCCGCAACACCUCAACGCAGGCUCCGAAUUCCAGACGCAGCAAGAUGCCUCUCCCAGCGGCCCUGUCCAGCCGGCUGCUUCUGGUGCUCACGCCUCGCUCUGUGCCCAUGACUUGGAGAACCGCCUUGUCGAGUCUCAGUCUACGCCCGUAGGACUCUGCGACGGCCUCGGUCUCGGACUUCCUGGCGUACUUUCAACUUCGUGGUCUGCACAGGUGCCGCUCUCGGAGUAUUCGAAGGCUCGUCCAGCCGCGGAGGAAAGCAGCGCCGCCUCCCCCUCCGGCUCCCACCACAAGCUCUCCCACAUGCGAUCUCUUCGCAGCAUCCGCGGGUCGCCCUCGCCUCGUCCGCGGUCGCCACUGUCGCCCAAGUCGCCCUACCCUCGCGUCUUCACUCCUCGGAUGCCUUUCGGGCAGAGCUUGCAAAAUGUCCACAGCCCUUCGCCGGUCCAGGCUGCCUCGCCCGUCUUUGCGGCGUCUCCGGUCUUCGACUACAAUACGUCUUUGAUGGCUGCUAGCUCGGAGUCCAUCGCCAGCAUAUGCUUAGCCGACGAACUGGAGGCGUCAUUCCAGCUGGGUGGUAUGCCUGUGUCCCCCGCCCUCUUCUAG
This is a messenger RNA of Schizophyllum commune H4-8, 1044 nucleotides long. RefSeq lists its product as uncharacterized. Lineage: Eukaryota; Fungi; Basidiomycota; Agaricomycetes; Agaricales; Schizophyllaceae. The coding region runs from base 1 to 1044 and encodes 347 amino acids. The transcript is spliced from 2 exons. The record is from RefSeq and is a predicted model, not a curated record.